AUAGUAGCCUAGUGCAAGCGCACUGUGAAAGUUGGAAGAAAAAACGGCUGAGCGCUUGGCUGGUCUUACAGAAAAAGGCAGCCUCGCCUCGGAUAAAGUUCAGCUUGGGAAAGUUUUUUGCAUCAACUCCAAAGUUUCCGAAAAUUUGUGUUACAUUUAGCCGACGGACCGACGCGAGCGCAGAGUUUGUAUGCACGGGAACGUGCGCUAUUUUACCAGGAUUUUCAAACAGGAUAAAUGGCAAGUUGAACGUGCGAGUCCACUUGCACCCUACAAGAGCGAAAAACGAAGACUUAACUGAAAAGGUAUACGGAACCGUAGAAUGGUGGAAUUCUUUGUUGGAAAAAACUAAGGUGUGAAGCUGACCUGCAUGGCGUUUUGGAUAUAAGUGAUUCCAGAAGGGGCGUUGGAUCAGCCAGGGACUGAGCGACUCCGACCGAAACGCGUUCAUCAGGUGGAGUGCAUAGGAAUGAGAGAGUGACUCCUCACCAGCCCAGUCAUCAGCACACACCAGGGAGCAGAGGUGACAUGCCUCUUGGACGCCAAGUUGGAAACCAAUGACUCAUUGCCAUGCCUGGUGGGAUGGGGGUUGUUUCCUGUGUGCUGGUGGCCUCCCUGUUCUCCACCCUGUGCUCCAGCCUGGCGCGGGCCUCUGAGCCGUACCCCACCUUCCGUCGCAACGACACCCUCUUCGAGCACCUGGCGCUGCACCCCGACGCCGCGCUGGGCCGCGUCUACCUGGGCGCCCGCGACCGCCUCUUCCAGCUGUCCGCCGGCCUCGUCCUGGAGGAGGAGGAGAGCACGGGCCCCGUGCGGGACAGCCGCGACUGCCUGCCGCCCAUCACCGAGCUCAACUGCCCGCAGGCGCGGCCCACCAGCAACCACAACAAGCUGCUGCUGGUGGACCCGUACGGCGGGCAGCUGAUCACCUGCGGCAGCGUCAACCAGGGCAUCUGCGAGAAGCGCAGCCUGGACUCGGUGCGGAGGGUGCUCUUCACGGCCGAGCGGCCCGUGGACACGCAGUACGUGGCGGCCAACGACCCCAACGUGACCACGGUGGGCCUGGUGGUGGCGGGAGGGCCGUCGCGCGGCGGCCGGCAGCCCGUGCUGUUCGUGGGCCGCGGCUUCACCAGCAGCCACCCGCCCAUCUCCACGCGCAACCUGGCGGCCGAGCCCGUCUUCUCGUACGAGGACACGGCCAAGCUGGCGGUGGCCGGCCGCCUCUCGGAGUACGACCACCACUUCGUGGCGUCGUUCGCGCACCGCGCGCACGUCUACUUCCUCUUCUACCGCCGCGACCUCAAGUCGCAGUCGCGCGAGUACCGCACGUACGCCUCGCGCGUCUGCCUGGACGACGCCGCCUACUACUCGUACGUGGAGGUGCCGCUCAGCUGCCGCUCGGCGGCCGGGAAGAACUACAACCUGCUGCAGGCCAUGCGCGUGGGGCUGCCCGGCGACGCGGGCACCAACGCGGGCACCAGCGCGGGCGAGGCGUCGGAGGUGCUGCUGGGGGUCUUCUCCACGCGCUCCACCUCGUCCAGCCGGCCCAGCGAGGACUCGGCGCUGUGCGUCUUCUCGCUGGACGAGCUGGACCGGCGCAUCAACGCCACGCGGGACCUCUGCUACACGCAGCACGGCCGCGCCGAGAACGGCGCCGAGGCCGCCUACAUCGAGUACGACGUCAAGUCCAACUGCGCCAACCUGCCCUCGAAUACCCUUGAUGCUUACCCUUGCGGCUCAGACCACACCCCUAGUCCAAUGGCGAGCCGGGUCCCGGUGGAAGCUGAGCCCAUAUUGGACAGUCCGUCCGCCCGUCUCACUGCCGUGGCCGUCAGCGUGAGGGCGGGACACACCAUCGCCUUCCUGGGAGACUCCAAGGGCAACCUGCACAAGGUGUUCCUGGGCCCGAAUGGUGAGGUGGAGGAGUACUCAGUCAUCACUGUCCAGCCCAAUGUCCCCAUCAGCAGCGAACUCGUGCUUGACCAGUCCGAGGAGAACCUCUACGUCAUGACCCACACCAUGUUGGAGAAGAGGCCCGUAGCGGAGUGCCAUCAGCACACAGACUGCCAGUCCUGCCUAUUCGCCCACGAUCCCUACUGUGGCUGGUGUGUACUGGAGGGAAAGUGUGGCCAGCGUUCGGCAUGUGCUCGUGGGGCACAGGAGGGCCAGUGGCUGUGGAGCUUUGACAUGGAGCAGCAGUGUCUGAGUGUGCAGACCCUCCAGCCCUCCAACAUCAGCCGCGAGGAGAAGAGGACCCUCUCUCUGUCCAUCCCUGGUCUUCCUCGUCUGGAGCCGGGCGAGUCCUACUCCUGCUACUUCCAGGAGAACUCCAGCCCCGCCACCAUCACAGACGACGGCAUCACCUGCUCCUCACCCGACGCCAGCAAGGUGCCCGCCGUGCCCCCACGACAAGAUUUUGUCACGGUCACCCUAUCGGUGCGUUUCGGAGAUGUGGUGGUAACCUCCAAGGAGUUCACCUUUUAUGACUGCAAGGCUGUCAAACAGCUGUCCGGGAGUAUGCCUUGCCGUGGCUGCGUGCUGAGUCGCUGGAGGUGUAACUGGUGUGUCCACCAGCACGUGUGCACACACAAGCCCUCCUGUGACGAAGGACUCAUCAUUUACAACGAACAUUUCAUCCCCCCCACCUCAGUACUGCCAACGAGUCAGCUGGUCAUGGUCACCACCCCCACCACCACCCUGACCACCCCAACCCCAACCACCAAGGCCCCCACCCAGCCCCCCACCACCACCCCUCCAACCACCACCACCACCACCACCACGCUGGAACCCACCACGCCGGCCCGCACCACCACCGCUGCCACGACCCAGGAGCCCACGUUGGCCCCCACCACCACCACCACCGAGGCGCUGAUGCCCGCGGCAGACCCGACCGCCUCGCUGCUGCCCGAUGCCCAGACGAUGCCCGUUCUGGAGGAGACCACCUCGGAGGAGCUGGUGCUGGAGACCGAGACCGAGGCCGAGGCGCAGAGCGAGACGCACGUCGCCGUGGUGACCGUGGCCGACCUGCAGGUGGUCGUCGUGGAGACGGAGGCGCCGCCGGUCACCGAGAGGCAGGAGGUGAUUGCUGAGGAGGAGGAGGAGGAUGAGGUACCCCUCGCCCUGCCCAAUGCCCCAUCACCACCACCACCACCAUCUCUGGAGGAGCCGGGGGUGGAGAUGCUGGCGUUCCCCAGCAGCCGGGCUCCAGAGAUGGGGGAGACCCCCACCGACACCCCCAUGGAGACGUCCCAGGAGAGCCCCGUCCUGCUCCCAGACCUGGAGCCGGCGCUCCCCCAGCCCGGCACGGCCACCGCAGCCCCGCAGGAGGACGCCACCGCCACGGCCGGCCCGGACACGGCCCAGUGGGCCGGGGAGGAAGAGGACGGGGACGAGGCGGCGCUGGGCCGGGCCGACAACGACACCGCCACCUUCUCGGCGGCCACCAUGCUGUCCGGCGACGGGGAGGCGGAGCCCGGCGCGCCCGCCUACAUGCAGCUGCUGGACGCCGACUCGGAGCUGGACUACCAGUACGACAUGGCCGACGGGGCUGACCUGCCGGGUGAUGAAGGCUCUGUGUUUAGCUUGGGGGCGGAUGCAUGUCCGUGUGUGGAGAAGGUUCAGGGCUCCUCCCUGCUGCCUGUGCAGGUGGAACGGAAGAUCACUCUACAGGCGCGCAACUUACACCUCUACCAGGACCGUGAGCUGGAGUAUGAGUGUGUCCUGGUCAUCGAGGGCCGGACAGUCAUGGUGGACGCUUACGUGGAGAGCGAUGACUCAGACCCGGAGGUGUUUGACAUCACCUGCCAGCUUCACAAGUACUCGUAUGCAGCUCCUGUGGAGGAGUACAACGCCAUGGUGUACGUCAAGAGGAGAAACACCUUUCACGUGGACAGUGCACAAGACCUCUACGUGACUCUGUACAACUGCUCGGUGGGCCGCUCAGACUGCAGCCGAUGCCACACGGCGGAGUCGCGCUACAGCUGUGUGUGGUGCGGCGGUGCCCACUCCAGGUGCGUCUACAGCGGCUCCUGCCACCAGUCCGUGGAGGACACCUGCCCCGCGCCCGUCAUCCAUUUCAUUGAGCCUCUCUCAGGGCUGGUCGAGGGCGGCACCGUGGUGUCCAUCACCGGCUCCAACCUGGGGCAGAAGGCGCAGGACAUCCAGGGCUCGGUCACUGUGGCCGGGGUGCCGUGCGAGGUCAUUCCCAACCUCUACGAGAUCUCCUCCAGGAUUGUGUGUCGGACCAAAGCCAGCGCGGAGGAGAAGUCGGGCCACGUGCUGGUGGAAGUCAGUGGCGGAGGCUUUGGUCUGUCCAGUCAGCUCUUCAGCUACCAGGACCCCCUGGUGAGUGAGGUGGCUCCUCGGCGUGGGCCCAUAGCGGGGGGCACGUCUCUGACGCUGUCAGGCCAGAACUUGCUGACGGGGCGGCCCAGUGACAUCAGCGUGCUGGUGGGCGCCGUGCCCUGCACCAUUGUGGGGAAUGUGCAGGAGGCCUCCAUAGAGUGUGUGACCAACAGCAGUGUUAGUGUCGGGGAGCACACGGUGACGGUGCGCUACGGCAACAGUGAGCGUCAUCUCCACGGCACCAAGUAUCACUACACACCCAACCCCAACAUCACACAAGCCUUCCCCGCCAAGAGCUUCCUCAGCGGUGGCCGAGUGAUCUAUGUGAACGGCCAUAACCUCGACGUGGUCCAGGAGCCUCGUAUGAUGGUCACCGUCUACCCUGCGGAGUCCGGCCAGGACAAGAAGAGGAAGAGGAGGAGCAGGAAGAGUGGCCGCACCGCCGCUCUCCUCGGCCCGGCCCCGGAGGACAGCCUGCUGGGGAGGCACAGACGGAUCGUCCCAGAACCCGACUGCCCCAAAGGCGUGCUCUGCUCGGCCAAAAAGUACGUGGAACGCUGUGAACCAAACACCACGUCGCAGCUCCUGUGCCGGACCCCGGCGGUGGACAUCUACGCCCUUGAUGGACAGGUGCAGGUGGAGUUCCUGCUGGACAACCUGCGCUUCGACUUCCAGGCCGUGAUGCAGACGCCCUUCGUGUACGAGCUCAACGCCACCCUGCGGCACCUGAACCAGCACGACCCCAGCAAGCCCUUCCGCUACAAGCCCGGCAGCGUCAUCUCCGUGGAGGGGGAGAAUUUGGACCUGGCCAUCUUUAAGGAGGAGGUGGUGGCGAUGAUCGGGGAGGGGGUGUGUGCGGUCAAGACCCUGACCCAGAACCACCUGUACUGUGAGCCGCCGCCCCAGCAGCCUCCUCCAGGCCCCGGCAGGAGACGGGACGGCGCCGACGCUCUACCGGAGUUCACCGUGCAAAUGGGCAACCUGAACUUUUCUUUGGGUCGAGUCCAGUACGACACACUCAGCCAGUCCACCUUCCCCCUGGAGGCCAAGAUCGGAGUGGGCGUGGGAGCCUCCAUUGUGGCCCUCAUCGUCUUCAUCAUUGUGCUCAUAUACAGGAGGAAGAGUAAACAGGCCCUGAGAGAUUAUAAGAAGGUUCAGAUCCAGCUGGAGAAUCUGGAGACCAGUGUGCGUGACCGCUGCAAGAAGGAGUUCACGGAUCUGAUGACGGAGAUGAUGGACAUGUCCAGUGACCUGGUGGGAUCGGGAAUCCCGUUCCUGGACUACCGGAGGUACGCGGAGCGGAUCUUCUUCCCGGGCCACCGCGAGUCGCCCCUGCGCCGAGACCUGGACGUGCAGGAGUGUCGCCGGGCAACCGUGGAGCAGGGCCUGGUGCAGCUCUCCAACCUGCUCAACAGCAAGCUCUUCCUCACCAAGUUCAUCCACACCCUGGAGAGCCAGCGGACGUUCUCGCCGCGGGACCGCGCCUACGUGGCCUCGCUGCUGACCGUGGCGCUGCACGGCAAGCUGGAGUACUUCACCGACAUCCUCAAAACACUCCUCAACGACCUGGUGGAGCAGUACGUGGCCAAGAACCCCAAACUCAUGCUGAGGAGGACGGAGACAGUGGUGGAGAAACUGCUGACCAACUGGAUGUCCAUCUGCCUCUACGCGUUCCUCCGGGAUUCGGCGGGCGAGUCUCUCUACAUGCUCUUCAGAGCCAUCAAGCACCAGGUGGACAAAGGGCCGGUGGACGCCGUCACGGGCAAAGCCAAGUACACCCUCAACGACAACCGGCUACUUCGGGAGGACCUGGAGUACCGCACCCUGACAGUGAAUGUAUUAAUGCAGGGCACAGGGACAAAUGAAGCCCAGACCGUCCCUGCUAAAGUCCUGGACUGUGACACCAUCACCCAGGUGAAAGAGAAGAUCCUGGACCAGGUCUACAAGAGCACAUCCUUCUCCCAACGACCCCACUCCGACUCCCUAGACCUGGAGUGGCGGUCAGGUGUGGCUGGCCACCUGAUCCUCUCCGAUGAGGACCUGACGUCUGUGGUGCAGGGCAACUGGAAGCGGCUCAACACACUGCAACAUUACAAGGUUCCAGAUGGAGCCAACAUGGCCUUGGUCCCACGGCACAGUAAACACAUUCACCAUGACAACCACGACUACGUGGCAGGAGAGAAGACCCCGAUGCUGGAGGACGCCGACGAGGGCGGCGUGCGGCUCUGGCACCUGGUCAAGGCCAGCGAGGAGCCCGAGCUGCCCAAGCACCGGAGGGGCAGCCUGAGGGAGCGGGAGAGGGCCAAGGCCAUCCCUGAGAUCUACCUCACACGCCUGCUCUCCAUGAAGGGAACACUCCAGAAGUUUGUGGACGAUUUGUUCACGGUGAUUCUCAGCACCAGCCGGCCGGUGCCUCUAGCCGUCAAGUACUUCUUCGACCUCCUGGAUGACCAGGCGGCGCACCACGGGAUCGCCGACUCCGAGACCAUCCACAUCUGGAAAACCAACAGUUUGCCACUGCGGUUCUGGAUCAACAUUGUGAAGAACCCUCAGUUCAUCUUUGACGUCCAGGCGUCGGACCAUGUGGACGCUGUGCUGUCGGUCAUCUCCCAGACCUUCAUGGACUCCUGCACCAUCGCCGAGCACAAACUGGGCAGGGACUCGCCCAUCAACAAACUGCUGUAUGCCAGAGAUAUCCCACGCUACAAGCAGAUGGUGGAGAGAUACUACGCUGAUAUCAGACAGACCAUCUCAGCGAGUGACCAGGAGAUGAACUCUGCCUUGGCUGAGCUUUCUAGGAAUUACUCAGGGGAGUUGAAUUACCUGGUGGCUCUCCAUGAGCUAUACAAGUAUAUCAACAAAUACUACGAUCAGAUUAUUGGAGCGUUGGAGGAGGACACCACGGCCCAGAAGAUGCAGCUGGGCUACAGGCUACAGCAGAUCGCUGCCGCCGUCGAAAACAAAGUGACCGACUUGUGACCGACCAGGAACAAGAGUGCGGGGAGCGUGGGAG
Sardina pilchardus (European sardine) is the source of this 7357-nucleotide messenger RNA. RefSeq names its product plexin b1b (gene plxnb1b). Bases 571 to 7323 code for a protein of 2250 amino acids. Gene Ontology annotation, molecular function: protein binding; semaphorin receptor activity. The record is from RefSeq and is a predicted model, not a curated record. Lineage: Eukaryota; Metazoa; Chordata; Actinopteri; Clupeiformes; Clupeidae. Gene Ontology annotation, cellular component: semaphorin receptor complex; plasma membrane. Gene Ontology annotation, biological process: axon extension; semaphorin-plexin signaling pathway involved in axon guidance; regulation of cell migration. The transcript is spliced from 40 exons.